AAAAACGCGCGCUGCUCGUGAUUUAUGUAGCCGUUUUGAGUAUUCUGACAACAUCCACAAAUGGUGGAACCAUUGUGCCGAUAUUUAUAUUUGGUGACUCAACGAUGGAUGUCGGCACAAACAACCACGUGGCUAACUGCAGCUCAACGGCCAAUCACCCAUACAACGGGAUAGAUUAUCCAGGGUCCCAAGCAACCGGGAGGUACAGCAAUGGUCUCAACACUGCUGACUCUAUUGUGCAACUUCUGGGCGGCUAUGAUCUCAGUCCGCUGCCAUAUCUUUCACUCGUCGAGGAUGGUUCCAACUUCACGAGAGGGAUAUUUAACGGAGUUAACUUUGCUUCUGGAGGUGCUGGUCUUGGUAAACUAACUGAGAAAGUUGUAUCUAUGGAAGAACAGGUCCAACAAUUUGCAACGGUUCAGGGAAACAUAACAGCAUUACUUGGGAAGUCUAAAGGUGAUCGUCUGCUUCAAAAGUCCAUGUACAUCUUCAGCGUUGGAAGCAACGACAUCAUGGAAUACUAUUUCACCUAUCCUAGGAUUAUGACUCACGAGCAGUUUGUGAUCAACCUUACCGACACCUAUGCCAUCCACCUAAAGAACUUAUACAGUAUGGGGGCAAGAAAGUUUGGAAUAUUAAGUAUUCCACCAAUCGGGUGUUGUCCAGCUGCACGUUUUGCGGCUCCUAAUGGUACUUGUGUCAAUGAGCUAAACGAUUUGGCUAGAGCGUGCCACGCCUCAUUUGAAUCCCUUACGAAAAACAUGAGUUGUACGCUUGAAGGAUUCAAGUACUCACUUGCGAACACAUACAAUAUGACAAUGAGUGUCAUUACCCAAAAAUUUGGGUUCAAAGACGUCGUGUCAGCAUGUUGUGCCGAUAAUUCACCAUUUGGAUUAAGUGAAUGCUUGAAAGGAGUGCACCUUUGCAAGUAUCGGGAUGAUUAUUUGUUCUGGGACAAAUUUCAUCCGACUCAAAAAGCCGCCAAAUUAGCAGCUACUGUAGUGGUUUCUAGCCAAGAUCCAGCUUUUGUGUCUCCCAUAAAUUUUGGUAGUUUGAGAAAGGCUUGAAAAGAUUGUUACACAUUAUGUACUAAAUGUAUUGCAUUCCCAAAUAAACUACACCAGAUCUUGUAUGCCUCUAUUUUCAAAUUAUUUAUCAAUAAAAUGUAACAAUAAUACAUGAAUGAAUGUCAUUUGCAUUGGCAGUAUGUAAUUGAUGUAACGUCGUUGGUGAUCACUACCAUAUUAGUGAGACAUUUAAUGAUAAUUUCUAUUGGUUUA
Molecule: messenger RNA, 1280 nt
Organism: Helianthus annuus (common sunflower)
Lineage: Eukaryota; Viridiplantae; Streptophyta; Magnoliopsida; Asterales; Asteraceae
Product: GDSL esterase/lipase At4g16230-like
Exons: 5
Coding region: 105-1067 (320 amino acids)
Molecular function (GO): hydrolase activity, acting on ester bonds
Source: RefSeq, a predicted model, not a curated record